Molecule: messenger RNA, 5341 nt
Organism: Lepisosteus oculatus (spotted gar)
Lineage: Eukaryota; Metazoa; Chordata; Actinopteri; Semionotiformes; Lepisosteidae
Gene: cilp
Product: cartilage intermediate layer protein, nucleotide pyrophosphohydrolase
Source: RefSeq, a predicted model, not a curated record
CACAGCCAGACUACACAGCAGACAGCAAAGAACACUGAGCACUGAGCACUGAGCACUGAGCAGGGAGCGCAGCUGGAUACUGGGGAGAUCUGUGCUAUUGAGAGGGCAGUGGACUAUAAUUAGAUGUGGAUUGCUCUUGCCAAGGGUCAGAGGUCAGGGGCCACCAGCUGUAGCCUGAAAAUGAGCUGCCUGUCAGCAAGGGUCAUUCUGGCCCUGGGAUUGUUCUCUUACGUCCUUGGUCAAGGAAACUGGAACCAGGGACUGGCUGUGAACAAGACACCUCUGAGAGGGCGAACUGGAACACAGAGGACAGCCGGCGUGGCCCAGCAAGCUAACGAAGAUGAGCUGGAGUGGAGCACCUGGUUCAACGUGGACCACCCCGGGGGCCGGGGCGACUACGAGCAGCUGGAGGCCAUCCGCUUCUACUACCGCGAGCGCGUGUGCGACGAGCCGCGGGGCCUGGAGGCGCGCACCACGGACUGGGUCCCCGCGCAGCGCACGGGGGAGAGCGUGCACUCCGACCCCCGCCGGGGCUUCUGGUGUCUGCACGCAGAGCAGCCCGCCGGCAGGAACUGCUCCAACUACGCAGUGCGGUUCCUGUGCCCCAAAGGCGCCCCCAGAAGCCUGUCUCCGGGGGCCUGGGGCCAGUGGUCGGAGUGGAGCCGCUGUCCUGCGCGCUGCGGGCAGACGGCCGUGCAGAUGCGCUCCAGAAGCUGCAAUUCGCACUCUCACCACUGGGAGAAGCAGUGCCGCGGGCCCGCUGUGGAAGGCAGAGUGUGCAAAGGACCAUCCUGCGCAGCUUGUAACCUGACCUGCCCGAUGGGGCGCAUCAAUGCUGAGUGUGACGCGUGCAUGUGUGAAGAGCACCUCCUACUGGGCACCGUGCACACUGUGGGUGGGCUGCCUGCCCCUGGGGCCACCUUGUACAGGACUGGCAGAUCAGACAAGCCCCUCACCCUGACUGACCACAAUGGCCACUUCAGAAUACCUGGGGUGUGUCCUGACGGCAACAGCACGCUGAGAGUCACGCUGCAGGGUUACUCCCCCAAGACCCUCCUUGUGCCCUUCAGCAGGGACCGAAUCUCCGUCAUUCACAUCAAGCUGGAUAGAGCAGAGAAGCCCUUUGUGGUUAAGAACCCCGAGAACAGGGUGCGUCUGGAGGGAGAGACCGUGGCCUUCUGCUGUAAGGUCAAAGGACAGCCGGAGCCUCACAGCUACCUGUGGUAUCAUAAUGGCAGCCUACUGGACAGGAGCCUGUUGAAAUAUGAUAGCACUCUCUUGCUCAGAAACCUGAAGAGAAACCAGGCAGGGGAGUAUUAUUGCAAGGCAAGCAAUGAAGCUGGCUCCAUCAAGUCACAGCCCGCUACUCUCACUGUGCAAGGGUAUGAUGAACCUACAUGCAACCCAGACCCUGAAUCCUACUUGAUCCAGCUGCCUCACGACUGCUUUCAAAAUGCUACCGAUUCCUUCUAUUAUGAUGUAGGGAAGUGUCCCACAAGACCCUGCGCUGGGCAGCUGGAUAACGGGAUAAGGUGCAAAGACCCUGUUUCGUACUGCUGCGGAGUGCAAAGCAUGGAAGAAAGGCAAAUAGCCUGCAGGGGCUACACUCUGCCCAUGAAGGUGGUCACUAGGUGUGGCUGCCAGAAGUGCGUCAAGACGAAAGCGAUAGUACGAGGGCGGGCGGUGGCUGCAGACACAGGGGAGCCACUGCGAUUCGGGCACAUCUUCAUGGGCGGCGUCAGAAUCAGCCGGACGGGAUACAAGGGAACCUUUUCCAUCCAGGUGCCGACAGACACGGAGAGGCUGGUGCUUACGUUCGUCGACCACUUGCAGAAGUUCGUGAACACCACCAAAGUGCUGCCCUUCAACAAAAAGGGGGGAGCGGUUUAUCACGAGGUCAAGCUGCUGAGGAAGAAGCCACCCGUGACUUUGCUCGCCACCGAGACAAACGUGGUCGCGCUGGGGGAGAAAGAAGGGGAAGACCCAAUUGCAGAGCUACAGAUCCCUCCUUAUGCCUUUUACAGGGAAAACGGCGAAGUUUACGUGGGGAAUGUGAAGGCCAGCGUCACUUUCAUGGACCCCAGGGACAUCUCCACUGCCGCCGCCGCCCAGAGUGACCUCAACUUUGUGAGCAGCGAAGGGGACGUGCUGCCCCUGCGGACGUACGGGAUGUUUUCCGUGGACUUCACGGACGAAGACGCCACCGAGUCCCUGAACGCCGGGGAGGUAAAGGUGCUCCUGGACACAGCACAGGUCCAAGUGCCGGAACACCUGAGCACGAUGAAACUGUGGUCCCUCAACCCAGAGACAGGCCUCUGGGAGGAGGAAGGAGACUUCCGCAUGGAGAAGAAGAGGCGGGGGAAACGGGAGGAAAGAACCUUCCUCAUAGGGAACAUGGAGAUCCGGGAGAGGCGCCUCUUUAACCUGGACGUCCCAGAGAACCGUAGGUGCUAUGUGAAAGUCAGGGCCUUUCGCAGCGAGAGGUUUAUGCCAAGCGAGCAGGUGGAAGGGGUGGUGAUAACCCUGAUUAAUCUGGAGCCAACACCAGGUUUCUCAUCCAACCCACGAGCAUGGGGGCGUUUCGACAGUGUCAUCACCGGCCCCAAUGGCGCUUGUUUGCCGGCUUUUUGUGAUGAUCAAAAAUCAGACGCUUACUCAGCCUACGUAAUGGCCAACUUGGGAGGAGAAGAGCUUGAGGCUGUUGCUUCAUCUCCUAAAUUUAACCCAAACACUAUUGGAGUCCCACAGCCAUACCUCAAUAAGCUGAACUACAGGAGGACAGACCACGAGGACCCCAAAUUGAAGAAAACUGCCUUUAAGGUUAACAUGGCAAAACCGAACUCCAAUGUCGCUGAAGAAAGCAAUGGUCCCAUCUACUCUUACGAAAACCUUAAAGAAUGCGAGGAAGCUCCCUUCAGUGCAGGUCAGUUCAGGUUUUACAGGGUUGAGGGCGACCGGUAUGAUUACAACACAGUUCCCUUCAAUGAGGACGAUCCCAUGAGCUGGACAGAAGACUACCUGAGCUGGUGGCCAAAGCCCAUGGAGUACAGGGCAUGCUAUAUCAAAGUAAAAAUAAACGGGCCCCAAGAACUUAUGGUCAGGUCCCGAAACAUGGGUGGCACUCACCCGCAGACAGUUGGAAAGUUUUAUGGGAUCCGGGACGCCCGCACGAUCCGUGACAUGGACCACCAAGGCGUCUCGGCUGUUUGCCUGGAGUUCAAGUGCAGCGGCAUGCUGUAUGACCAGGACCGUGUUGACCGAACCCUGGUCAAAAUCAUCCCCCAGGGGAGCUGCAGGCGGGAGAGAGUCAACAGCAUGCUGCAGGAGUAUCUGGUCAACCACCUCCCCCUGGCGGUCAACAAUGACACCAACGAGUUCACCAUGCUGGCCCCCCUGGACCCUCUCGGCCACAACUACGGCAUUUAUACGGUGACCGACCAGGACCCUAGAACCGCCAAGGAAAUCGCGCUGGGCCGCUGCUUUGAUGGCACCUCGGAUGGCUCCUCGAGGGUCAUGAAAACCAGCGUGGGGAUGGCGUUGACCUUCACCUGCGGCACCAAGGAAGUCACGCAGCAGAGCGUGUUCCAGAGCCUACAGAGCAGCCCCAGCCAGUCCCUGGUGGGCGCUGUUCCAGGAGGGAGACGAAACAGGAGGCAGAGAGGGAACAGUCGCUCUCGCAACUCUCUCACUUUGCGCCAGAGAAUCGGGGCCACCAACGCCGGCUGAGACGGGUCAUCACCCGCUACCGCAGCCGGGACAGAAACGAGAGCACGGUCGUGCCGCUCAAGAUCCGUCGAGUUUGAACUCGACCACUUGGAAAACAAAAACAAUUUUCUUGAAAAUUAAAGCAAGAAACAUUACCUGUUUUUAUCUUAAAACUCUAUAGUCGUUCAUUUUUUAAAAAAUAAACCUUUGUGUUAUUUGGUAAUACUGAACCAUUCUGUACAGAAUGUGAAUACUAAAUGUUAUAAAAAGUCUUCCCGUCAACAAAAAAGCAUAAAUCAAUGUUUACAUGUAAUCUCAGCAUGUUUUAAAAGCUUAUUUUUCAAACUGUGAUAAAUACCACAUGUACUUGAAAUUGUAAAUAAUGGGUAAUUUAUUACUUCAUGGGAGGGUCAAAAAGGGACCAGUUCAGGGCUACAGUUUGCAAUAUGCAAGUUUUUUCAGACCACUGCAUGGCAGAAUGACACAUAAUCCUUAAUCUUAGCUGUGAGGGGAAAGUGGGAUUUAUUAAUCUAGAUAGAAAAUAUGGAUUUAAACAACCAGAAUCUGUGUGAUGUUCUGGUAGGCUCAACAUUUUCCAUAAACAUUCUCUCUAAACAUUCUCACACUUGUCUAGAGAAAAUAUGGUGGAAAAACAAAAUUACAACCGGUUCUUCAUAUCAAACAUCCUUGAGAUAAAAAGGAAAAACAAACAUGUUACUUUUAACUUGUGGUAACCCUUCAAUGAUGCUGUAAUUUUAGGCUUCUCUGCCCUUAGGUUGUAAAACAUUGUGCAGUAUUUUACAAUAAAGUCUCAAUAUAAUUUUUGGCAUCGCUUUCAUUAAAAUUUAUUUAGCUAUGCUUUAGUCUUUGCUUAGCAUAGGUAUGAGUAUGUGUUGCCUUACUAUAUAGUAGACAACUUUAAACUGUAAAAAUAUUGGAUGUUAAAGAAGUGACUGUUACUUUGCAACACUCAUUAUGAUGCAAAAAGGCUGAAUCAAAAGUAUGAGGAAACUUUUAAAAAUGUAAGACCCAAAAUAACUCAAAAAUGUUAUUUCUGCUAUCCAGCAAUGUUUUGCAAUUCAGCAUUUAAAAAAAAUAACCCACUAAAAAACAACUCGCCUGAAUUGCAGGAAGUCAAGGGAAAACAGCACUUCUUCAUUCAAAAAAAAAAAGGAGAAACACCCCCUUAAUAUAAUAUUUUUUCAUUUUUUCAAAACAAUCACUGCCAUACAAGUGCUGUGCAUACAAGUGUCCUGAGUAAAAUGACCUCUCAAUACAUUAAUCCAUGCCACAGUACACAGGGUCAAGCAAAAGUUGCAGAAACGUCAAGCUUGAAAAAUUAAACUGCAUAUCCAUGCAUUCAUUAAUAAGUACACUGAACGCCUUUCAGAACAGUGAUUUUAUUAAAUUAGAUGCUCUAUAAAACACUGCAGAUGCUGCAAUUUGCAUUUCUGAUGUCCAAUGUUUGUAACACUUUACGCUAAGCAAAUUUCUUAAAUUGUUAGAAAAAAAGGCCUACAAUAUUUUGUUAAUUACAGCCCAUACAAAGGCCCCGGGUCCAUUCUUUUAAAUACGCCAAAUUCCCAACCAUACUUAGAACAAGGCUGCAGAAGCUGUCGAAGAUACCAGCAAUGAG